Chinchilla lanigera (long-tailed chinchilla) is the source of this 6544-nucleotide messenger RNA. It is a transcript of the gene Clasp2, whose product is annotated as cytoplasmic linker associated protein 2. Gene Ontology annotation, biological process: mitotic spindle assembly. The record is from RefSeq and is a predicted model, not a curated record. The coding region runs from base 211 to 4896 and encodes 1561 amino acids. Gene Ontology annotation, molecular function: microtubule binding. Lineage: Eukaryota; Metazoa; Chordata; Mammalia; Rodentia; Chinchillidae. The transcript has 43 exons. Gene Ontology annotation, cellular component: mitotic spindle; spindle microtubule; microtubule organizing center.
UCUAAAGCGGGCUGGGGCUCGUUGGGGGGGCGCCGAGUUUGACUAGUUUGGGGUCCGCUCGGGGCCGGGCGCUUCUAUCGCCGCCCGCCGGGCCCUGCGAGCGGCGCCUCGGGCGGACCGAGUGCGUCCCGCCCACUCCGCUGGCGGUUGGGCGGCGCUCAGCGAAAGUUGGCUCCUCGCGGGCGGGGCGGCGGGCGAGCGGCCGCAGCCAUGGAGCCCCGCAGCAUGGAGUACUUUAGCGCCCAGGUGCUGCAGAAGGACGUCGGCGGCCGGCUGCAGGUCGGCCAGGAGCUUCUGCUGUACCUCGGCGCCCCCGGCGCCAUCCCAGACCUGGAGGAAGACCAGAGCCGUCUAGGCAAGACUGUGGACGCGCUCACCGGCUGGGUGGGCUCGAGCAACUACCGGGUAUCAUUAAUGGGACUGGAAAUUUUAAGUGCCUUUGUGGACAGAUUAUCAACACGAUUUAAAUCAUAUGUGUCAAUGGUUAUUGUAGCUUUAAUAGACAGAAUGGGAGAUGCCAAAGACAAAGUCCGAGAUGAAGCUCAGACUCUGAUACUGAAGUUAAUGGAUCAAGUAGCACCACCUAUGUACAUUUGGGAACAGUUGGCUUCUGGUUUUAAGCACAAGAAUUUUCGAUCGCGAGAAGGCGUGUGUCUGUGUCUUAUUGAAACCUUAAACAUUUUUGGGGCUCAACCCUUAGUCUUCAGCAAGUUGGUACCACACUUGUGCAUCUUAUUUGGAGAUUCCAACAGCCAGGUGAGAGAUGCUGCAAUAUUGGCUAUUGUAGAGAUUUACAGACAUGUGGGAGAGAAAGUGAGGAUUGAUCUUUAUAAGAGAGGAAUUUCCCCUGCUAGAUUAGAAAUGAUAUUUGCCAAAUUUGAUGAAGUGCAAAAUUCAGGCGGUAUGAUUUUGAGUGUCUGCAAAGAUAAAAGCUUUGAUGAUGAGGAAUCAGUGGAUGGAAAUAGGCCAUCAUCAGCUGCUUCAGCCUUCAAGGUGCCUGCACCUAAGACGUCCGGAAAUCCUGUCAACAGUGCAAGGAAGCCUGGUUCAGCAGGUGGCCCUAAGGUUGGAGCAGGUGCUUCUAAAGAAGGAGGUGCUGGAGCAGUUGAUGAAGAUGAUUUUAUAAAAGCUUUUACAGAUGUCCCUUCUAUUCAGAUCUAUUCUAGUCGAGAACUUGAAGAAACCUUAAAUAAAAUCAGGGAAAUUUUGUCAGAUGACAAACAUGACUGGGAUCAGCGUGCCAAUGCACUUAAGAAAAUUCGAUCACUGCUCGUUGCUGGAGCUGCACAGUAUGAUUGCUUUUUCCAACAUUUACGCUUGUUGGAUGGAGCACUUAAACUAUCAGCUAAGGAUCUUAGAUCCCAAGUGGUUCGAGAAGCUUGCAUUACUGUAGCCCAUCUUUCAACAGUUUUGGGAAACAAGUUUGACCAUGGCGCUGAAGCUAUUGUACCUACACUUUUUAACCUUGUCCCCAAUAGUGCAAAAGUCAUGGCAACUUCUGGAUGUGCAGCAAUCAGAUUCAUCAUUCGGCAUACCCAUGUACCCAGACUUAUCCCUUUAAUAACAAGCAAUUGCACAUCAAAAUCAGUUCCUGUGAGGAGACGUUCAUUUGAAUUUUUAGAUUUGUUAUUACAAGAAUGGCAGACACAUUCUUUGGAAAGACAUGCAGCUGUCUUGGUUGAAACUAUUAAGAAGGGAAUUCAUGAUGCUGAUGCUGAGGCCAGAGUGGAGGCAAGAAAGACAUAUAUGGGUCUUAGAAACCACUUCCCAGGGGAAGCUGAAACGUUAUAUAAUUCCCUUGAGCCGUCCUAUCAAAAAAGUCUUCAAACUUACUUAAAGAGUUCUGGCAGUGUAGCAUCUCUUCCACAAUCAGACAGAUCUUCGUCUAGCUCACAAGAAAGUCUCAAUCGCCCUUUUUCUUCCAAAUGGUCUACGGCAAAUCCAUCAGCUGUGGCUGGAAGAGUAUCAGCGAGCAGCAACAAAGCCAGUUCACUUCCAGGAAGCCUGCAGCGUUCACGAAGUGACAUUGAUGUGAAUGCUGCUGCUGGUGCCAAGGCGCAUCAUGCAGCCGGACAGUCAGUGCGAAGUGGGCGGCUGGGUGCAGGGGCCCUGAAUCCAGGUUCCUAUGCAUCGCUUGAGGAUACUUCUGACAAGAUGGAUGGCACAGCCUCUGAAGAUGGCCGGGUGAGAGCAAAGCUUUCAGCACCACUUACUGGCAUGGGAAAUGCGAAGACAGAUUCUAGAGGAAGAAGUCGAACAAAAAUGGUGUCUCAGUCACAGCGUUCAUCAUCACCUGACAAAAAUGAAGCCGGCAGCCGGUCUGGGUCUCCAGGAAGAGUUCUCACCACAACAGCCCUCUCUACUGUGAGCUCUGGGGUUCAAAGAGUCCUGGUCAAUUCAGCCUCAGCACAAAAAAGGAGCAAGAUACCACGGAGCCAAGGCUGUAGCAGAGAAGCUAGUCCAUCUAGGCUUUCAGUGGCCCGCAGCAGUCGCAUUCCUCGACCAAGUGUGAGUCAAGGGUGCAGCCGGGAAGCCAGUCGGGAGAGCAGCAGGGACACGAGUCCUGUCCGUUCUUUUCAGCCCCUUGCCUCCAGACACCAUUCCCGGUCUACUGGUGCCCUCUACGCCCCCGAUGUGUAUGGGGCCUCAGGUCCAGGGUAUGGAAUUAGCCAGUCAAGCCGACUGUCAUCAUCUGUCAGUGCCAUGCGAGUCCUGAACACAGGUUCUGACGUGGAGGAAGCAGUUGCAGAUGCCUUGCUCUUAGGAGACAUACGGACUAAGAAAAAACCUGCUCGAAGAAGAUAUGACUAUGGAGUACACUCAGAUGAUGAUGCUAACAGCGAUGCUUCCAGUGCUUGUUCAGAGCGCUCCUAUAGUUCUCGGAAUGGUAGCAUUCCUACAUACAUGAGGCAGACAGAAGAUGUGGCAGAAGUGCUCAACAGAUGUGCUAGUUCCAAUUGGUCAGAAAGGAAGGAGGGGCUCCUGGGUCUGCAGACCUUGUUAAAAAAUCAGAGAACAUUAAGUCGAGUUGAACUGAAAAGAUUAUGUGAAAUUUUCACAAGAAUGUUUGCUGAUCCUCAUGGGAAGAGAGUAUUCAGCAUGUUUUUGGAGACUCUAGUAGAUUUCAUACAAGUUCACAAAGAUGAUCUUCAAGAUUGGUUGUUUGUGCUGCUGACACAACUACUAAAAAAAAUGGGUGCUGAUUUGCUUGGGUCUGUCCAGGCAAAAGUUCAGAAAGCCCUUGAUAUUACAAGAGAAUCUUUUCCAAAUGAUCUUCAGUUUAAUAUUCUAAUGAGAUUUACAGUUGAUCAGACCCAAACACCAAGCCUGAAGACAGUCAAGCCAGCACUUCGGGACCAGCUUCACUCUUUUUGGAGCUCCAAGGUGAAGGUUGCUAUCCUUAAAUACAUAGAAACUCUGGCCAAACAGAUGGAUCCAGGAGAUUUUAUAAAUUCCAGUGAAACUCGCCUGGCAGUGUCUCGGGUCAUCACUUGGACAACAGAACCCAAAAGUUCUGAUGUUCGGAAGGCAGCACAGUCAGUGCUGAUUUCUUUAUUUGAACUCAAUACCCCAGAGUUUACAAUGCUAUUAGGAGCUUUACCAAAAACUUUUCAAGAUGGUGCUACCAAACUGCUUCAUAAUCACCUUAGAAACACUGGCAAUGGAACCCAGAGUUCUAUGGGGAGUCCUUUGACAAGACCAACACCACGAUCACCAGCCAACUGGUCCAGUCCUCUUACUUCUCCUACCAAUACAUCACAGAAUACUUUAUCUCCAAGUGCAUUUGAUUAUGACACAGAAAAUAUGAACUCUGAAGAUAUUUAUAGCUCUCUAAGAGGUGUCACUGAAGCAAUCCAAAAUUUCAGCUUCCGUAGUCAAGAAGAUAUGAAUGAGCCAUUGAAAAAGGACUCUAAAAAAGAUGAUGGUGAUUCAAUAUGUGGUGGUCCUGGGAUGUCAGACCCAAGAGCAGGAGGUGAUGCUACUGACUCAAGCCAAACGGUCCUUGAUAAUAAAGCUGCAUUGCUCCAUUCGAUGCCUGCUCACUCCUCUCCACGCUCUCGAGACUAUAAUCCAUACAACUAUUCAGAUUCCAUCAGUCCUUUCAACAAAUCAGCCCUCAAGGAAGCCAUGUUUGAUGAUGAUGCUGACCAGUUUCCUGAUGACCUUUCCCUGGACCAUUCUGACCUAGUUGCAGAGUUAUUGAAAGAGCUGUCUAACCAUAAUGAACGUGUAGAAGAAAGAAAAAUUGCUCUCUAUGAACUCAUGAAACUAACGCAGGAAGAAUCAUUUAGUGUUUGGGAUGAGCACUUCAAAACAAUUCUGCUUUUAUUGCUUGAAACCCUGGGAGAUAAAGAGCCUACAAUCAGGGCCUUGGCAUUGAAGGUUUUAAGAGAAAUCCUAAGGCAUCAGCCAGCAAGAUUUAAAAACUAUGCAGAACUUACAGUCAUGAAAACAUUGGAAGCACAUAAAGAUCCUCACAAGGAGGUGGUGAGAUCGGCUGAGGAAGCUGCGUCAGUGUUGGCCACCUCAAUUAGUGCAGAGCAGUGCAUCAAAGUGCUUUGUCCUAUCAUCCAAACUGCAGAUUACCCAAUUAACCUGGCUGCCAUCAAAAUGCAAACAAAAGUGAUAGAGAGAGUGUCCAAGGAAACACUUAACCUGCUUUUGCCAGAGAUUAUGCCUGGCCUAAUACAGGGUUAUGAUAACUCAGAGAGCAGUGUUCGGAAAGCUUGUGUCUUCUGCCUUGUAGCUGUUCAUACGGUCAUUGGUGAUGAACUAAAACCGCAUCUCAGUCAACUCACUGGCAGUAAAAUGAAGCUACUGAAUCUUUACAUCAAACGUGCACAAACAGGUUCUGGAGGAUCUGAUCCCACUACUGACGUUUCUGGACAAAGUUAGUGAGCUCAUUGAAGUGAAUUAGGUCUCUCAAAGAAAGGACAGACAGACCACCCUCAUCAAUGAAAAGAAAUUCUCAAAUACAUUUUUUGGAACUUAAUCAUUGUUUCCCAGUUUUGGCUUUUUGUUUUAUUUCCAUUUUGUAUUUUCUGUAAUAGAGGGCUAUCCUCAGCCUGCAUGUAACUUUUAUGAUAGUUAUUCCAAAUUCAAGAAGCAGUAUUAAUAUUAAUUGGUUGAUACAAAGUAAUUUUUUAAUUAAUUCAUCAUUUCACAUGUUUGUACUUUGUCUUCCCAUUAACCUUUGCCAGUGUUAUGAUUGUACAAAUUUGUUUAAAUGCUGGUUAAACAGGAAUGCUUACAGCUUUAAAAGUUUUAACAGUCUAAAACAUUUUUUGCCUCUAUUCAACUGCAGAAUAAUAUUUUUAUUGCUACUUUGAGUUUUGUUCUGUAUCAUGUCCUAUGCUAGAAAUAUUGAAAAUGAUGUGAAACAAAGCAGGACUAAUUUUAACUUCAGCCAGACUCUGUUAAUGUGAUGGUAAUACAUGUCAUUAGUUGCAACUUCUUUGAGGUGAUCAGUAGUUUGAAAACUUAAGACCUCAAAGAGAAAUGUCACGGCAUUAGCCAGUUCUACAAAACUGAUAUUGUUUGUUGGUUAUGAUCUUGCCAUCUUUAUUUAAAACCGUGUCCCCUCUAUGGCCCCUUAAGAAAGCUGCACCAAAUCAUCUGCCUGUUUUUUUCUUGACACUAUUAAAAAAAGAAGGUUUUGUUGUGGGGUCUUUUGGUUUAUGUUUGUUGUGAAUGAUGCUUUUUUGUAUUUAUUAAUACCAAAUUCACUUAUGAAUAAACUUGAUAAUGGAAACAGACAAAAAAAUCAAGUGCAUGUGUGUCCUUGACUGUCUUCUGUUUCUUAAUUUAAUAACUAAUUAUGAGACAUAGGCACCAACCAGCACCUUUUCUUUAAAUGGUGAGGCCUGGUUUCCUUUGACCAUGAAAUUGUCUUACUUGAAACAUUGAUCCUGAUGAGAGAGAAGAUGGUGCCACGGCUUUCUUGUAUAAUAGGCUCCAAUUCUCUACCUCUUCAGGGCCAAUACUUUUAACUGAGCUGCUGCCUGUAGUGUCUUUUGGAAAACAACUUAAAGGGUGACUUUUUUGUUACUUCUGAACAAAUUUUUGUAAUCACCUUUUGCUAAACUUGUUCUUUUCACAUGCAGCCAAGCUCUACAAUUACCAGUUUGGGUGAAAGGCCAAAUUAGAUAAUUUGGAACAAGGGUACUAAUGAUUUCUCAUCUUAACUUUUUUUUUAAAUCCUAACAUAAAGUUCCUAACAUAAAGUGAAUUUGACUGGAAAGGCAAAUGGCUAUUAAUGAAGCAAUUUGCUGUUGUUACAGAAUUAUCUGUACUUUAUUUGUUAAAUUGAAAAGAUGUAGAAAUGUAUGUAAAGAAUUUGAGACGAGUAAUGAAUGGAUGAUUUGUCAUAGGCUUUCUCCUUUGUUUCUGUUCUAGCAGCAAGAAAAUAGUUUAUAUCCUCUCCCCCUUACCUGUAAUAAUUUUAUUUUUUACUGUUAGUUACAUUGUGUAUUUAUAGUUCUAUGCUUACUGUUGUGCAUAUACUGGCAAUAAAACUGUACAUAAUAUUAAUUGAAAAAGUUAA